Molecule: messenger RNA, 1971 nt
Organism: Solenopsis invicta (red fire ant)
Lineage: Eukaryota; Metazoa; Arthropoda; Insecta; Hymenoptera; Formicidae
Exons: 5
Coding region: 202-1656 (484 amino acids)
Biological process (GO): DNA recombination
Molecular function (GO): DNA strand exchange activity; DNA binding
Source: RefSeq, a predicted model, not a curated record
AAUUUUAAUUCCGGAGCUGGUGAUUUUCAUCCCACAAUAUUGGCAGCACUGGGUAGGUAGCGCCAACAGUUCUUAAGUACCUUACACUUACAGUGCGUAUGUACAUACGUGUGACUGCCGGCGCGUAUUUGCGUAACCUCGAAAUCUCGAAAACAACACUCUUGGAAGCUUGGAAAAUAAAAUCGAAAAUAAGUUACUACUAUGGAAGAGAGAGAUCCAGUAGAAGUCCAUGUAGCAAGGACUCUCAGAAGAAUUCGACAAAUUAUAGCUGAUGUUGUCAGAUCAUAUGAAUAUUCGAAGAGUAUAGAGUACAGUUCACUUUAUAUGGCUAAGAGAAAUUUAAGGAGAAUAUCUACUGAAAUAUCAGUAAAUACUUAUAACGAACUAUUGGAAGCUAUAGAGGCUUUAUUUUUAAUUCGAUGUGAAGGGCAUCAGCAACGAGGUUAUAUUGCACCCAGAAUAAAUUCAAACAGAAAAGGUCGUCCUGCUGUUGAGUUGAAUGAAGGACAAUUAACUUUAUUGUACAAUGAAGGAUAUACCGCUGUUAAUAUGGCAAAUCACUUAGGUUGCUCAAAAAGUACCAUUUACAAAAAGUUACGUGAAUUAAAUAUGCCCAUGCGUGCGCGCUUUUCACAAAUAUCAGAUGAUGAAUUAAAAAUAACUGUUGCACAAAUUCAUCAAGAGCAUCCCAGAGCUGGACAUAUAAUGAUGCAAUCGUAUUUAAAGGCAGCAGGAGUUUUUGUGCCCAGACAUCGAACAAGAGAAACUUUGAACGCCAUAGAUCCAAUUGGUGCUGCGAGUAGAUGGAGCCAAGCGAUAAGGAGAAGAAGUUACAAAGUAGCAACUCCAAAUUCAUUAUGGCAUAUAGACGCACAUUUGAAACUGUCAAGAUGGGGUUUUGUGAUUCAUGGGUGUAUUGAUGGUUAUUCGAGAAUGAUAAUAUAUUUAGAAUGCGAAACAUCUAUUCAAGCAGAUCCUGUCGUCAAUUUCUUUGUGAAUGCAGUAAAUAGUUAUGGUCUUCCUUCACGAGUACGGUCAGAUCACGGAUACGAAAAUCUGCUUGUGGCCGUUUUAAUGAACACAAUUCGCGGCAUGCAUAGAGGAAGCCACAUAACUGGCAAGUCGGUUCAUAACCAAAGAAUUGAACGAUUAUGGGUCGAUGUCUUUAAAGAAGUAUGUGAUUCUAUUUAUACUGAAUUGUAUUCUUUAGAAGAUCAAGGCUUAUUAGAUAUUGAAAACAACACGCACAAAUUUUGUGUACAAUAUAUUUAUAAAAAUGUAAUUAAUAAAAAGCUGUCAUCAUUCCAAUCUGGAUGGAAUGUGCAUGGUAUAAGAACGGAAAAUAAUAAGUCUCCACGGCAACUGUGGUUGAAUGGAAUAUUGGAAAAUUACGAUAUGACUUCUACAGCAGUGCGUGAUAUUUUCGAUACCGAUAAUAUGACGUUAUAUGAAAAACUUUCGGAUUCCUUACAAGCUUUAGGAGUCGAUCUUUCCGUUUCUGUUGUAAAUAGCAACACGAGUAUUCCUUUUUCGUCUUUUACCGCGACAUUACAAAUAAGUGAAGAACAAAAAUUGCAGCUGGAGAAUAUUAUUAGUUUGGAAGAAAAAUGUAAUAAAGAAAAAUAUAUGCUAUGUGUAAAUUUAUUAAGUUCUUAAUACACUAAUUAAUAUUAUUUUAUUAAUAUUAAGUUAAUUAAUAGUAACACUUUAAGUAAUUAUACACUUUACUAUAAUAUAUUAUCACGGUAAAGUACGAUGAGAGGUUAAAUAAGUAAUAAUUUUUUUUUCUUACUUCGAAAAUAAAUUUAUUUUUUUAUAUAAAAUUAUUCAUUAAUAAUUAAGUACGUCUACUCUAAUAAGUCUUGGUGAUUUAACAAAAACUACAUAUUUAAUCUGCUAUUACAAUAGGAACACUUGUUUGAACCAUUGUAAACCUAUUUACUUUUUAAUAUUGUAAUGAAAUAAAACUCA